Molecule: messenger RNA, 1428 nt
Organism: Microdochium trichocladiopsis
Lineage: Eukaryota; Fungi; Ascomycota; Sordariomycetes; Xylariales; Microdochiaceae
Product: HAD-like domain-containing protein
Exons: 2
Coding region: 1-1428 (475 amino acids)
Molecular function (GO): phosphoprotein phosphatase activity
Source: RefSeq, a predicted model, not a curated record
AUGGCCACGGGCGGCCCGCAGAAACCAGAAUCCACUCAGAAAGACAAGGGCCAGCCCGCAGCGUCAAAGCCAGAGGCUCCCGACGCCGCCCCAGAGUCAGAGCCGAUACCCGAUUUCAGCAAGCUCCCCGACCUCACACAGGGCAUUCCUUCGACCCUCGAAUAUGAGCUCUCCAGCAAGGCGAAGAAGGGCAGCUCAAAAAAGCCUGGCGCCGAAGAGCCUGCGCCCAAGCCCGAGUCGGAACCCGAGCCGCAGCCCAGCAGCGGCGGCCGCCCGCACAAGGAGAUGCCCUCCUCUGCUUAUGAGACUUCCACAGACCGGAGGCGGAUGAAGACUGCCAACGUCCUGUACCUCACUGCUGCCCUCGGCGCUUUCGGCACGCUUGGCUACCUCGGCCGGCCGUGGGACGAGGAUGAGGCUCCCAAGCACACCGACAUUGAUAACUCCUGGUCUCCCAUGUCAUGGUGGGCGCGUGCCGUCGCUCGCCAGAAUCAGUCUCUCGACUACUACCGCGAGCCCGCGUUUGAGAAGCUGUUGCCCGACCCGGACCCGAUGUUUGAGCGCCCUUACACCCUCUGCAUCAGUCUCGAGGACAUGCUGCUCCACAGCGAGUGGACUAGAGAGCACGGCUGGAGAGUGGCCAAGCGGCCAGGUGUCGACUACUUCCUGCGCUAUCUGAGCCAGUACUACGAGCUCGUCCUGUUCACCACAGUGCCCUUCCAGAUGGGUGACCCCUUGGUGCGGAAGCUGGAUCCUUUCCGCUUUAUCGUGUGGCCACUCUUCAGAGAGGCUACCAAGUACAAGAAUGGUGAAAUCGUCAAGGACCUGUCAUACCUCAACCGCGACCUGUCCAAGGUCAUCAUCAUCGACAGCAAAGCAUCUCACGUACAGAACCAGCCCGAGAACGCCAUCAUCCUCCCGCCGUGGAAGGGCGAAAAGGGCGACAAGGAACUCGUGUCCCUCAUCCCGUUCCUCGAGUACAUCCACACUAUGCAGUACAAGGACACUCGCGAGGUUCUCAAGUCCUUUGAGGGCAAGCACAUCCCCACUGAAUUCGCCCGCCGUGAGGCAAUCGCGCGUGCCGAGUUCAACAAGCAGGUUGAAGCGCGGAAGAAGCGUGCCCCAUCCGGCAUGGCCGCUCUCGGCGGCCUUCUCGGCCUCAAGCCGAGCAACAUGAGCAUGAUGGUCCCUGCCGAGGGUGAGCAGAGCGCGUCGGAAGCCUUCGCAUCAGGCAAGAUGCUCCAGGAUAUUGCUCGCGAGCGUGGCCAGCGCAACUAUGAGAUGCUCGAGAAGGAGAUCCGCGAGAACGGCCAGAAGUGGCUCAAGGAGGAGCAAGAAGCCCAAGAGAAGGCUCAGGCCGAGGCCAUGAGCAGCAUGAAGACCAACUUCUCUGGCUGGUUCGGCUCAGGUGACGACAGCAAGAAGUAA